ACUGAAUGCUUCUACGAGUUUCAAGAAAUUGUUGCCACGCCCUACUUUUCCUGCCUUUUUGAGAUUCAAAGAUCCCGUUGAGACGACAACUGACAUUUUGAAAAGCAUCGAUAGUUUGCCGAUAUCGCUGCCGAUAGGUUAUGGUCCGCUCGAGGAAUUUGAUCAAGUGGAGCUGCUUACCAAGUUCAAGAUGCAAACGAAGCAGAACGGUCAUCCUAUCGCAAAAAAUACAUCAGCAAAUGACCAGGUGGUAAAUUCGCAAAGACUGGAAUUUCCAGAUACAGCUCGCCACAAUGAAAUUCAAAACUUGUGCACGAUGCUGAUGGAAAUGUUUCUUCCUGCGAAGAUGAGACUCUUGCCAUGUGAUUUGACACAGAAAGAGAGAUUCCACAUGGCCAAAAAAGUGUUUAGCGCUGGAAAAUUUGCCAUUCCAGGAAUUCUUCGCGAUGGAGUAAAAACGUUGUUCGAGGAAGGCUGUGGUCUUCACAAACGUCACGGAUUUCCUCCAUUAACCCCCGAACUGUUACUUCAACAACAUGUGAACAUUAUACCAUUCCCGUCAUACUUCAAAAAGCUUUACGAAUUCCUUGUCGAAUUCAAUCUGGGUAACCCAGAAACCAGUAGCUUGACUAAGGGAAACAAAAAUUGCGAAAAGUUUGCUUUGACCAACAACCUUAGCGAUCUUUCUUACAUUUCACGGCAAGUCGAAAUCGCUGUUCGACAUCUACCAGAUUUGCUUACGGAUUUGAACGGCGAGGGACUUGAUCUGUUGAUAAGCUAUCUGAGACCGUUAUUUGCUAACGAAAACACUCAACUGCAAGCGUUUUUACAUCUGUUUGAACCACUGGCGGCGCGUUUAGGACCACAGCGAACAAAAAAGACAUUCCUGAAGCAAUUGCUGAAGCAUUACGAUGUACGAGCGAGCAACGCUUCGGUUUUACUCUUUCAUCAGUCGUUCUUGUCGAAACUGAUCGUGCGAUUUGGCAUGGAUCAGUUUCUUGACCAUUUUCUUUCCUUUAUCGUCGAUGCAUUGAACUCAUCAAACAGAGACCCACAGGUAAAUGUCGAUACCUGCAGUCAAGAAGAGGUGCAAGGAGCUGUUCUUGAAGAUGACAAGGACCCUGUUCCGAGUGAUGCAGGGGAAGCACAAAACGAACUUAGUGAGAAAUCCAAUGGUGAAAAUGGUGAAUCUAGUGGUCAAAAUAUUGAACACGCGAACGAAUCUGGUGAUGUAAGCGAUAAAAGUAAAAAUCAGGCGUACAGUGAACCAGGGACGGCCGCUUCUAGACCGUCAGAAAAAUCGAGUGGGAUUGCAGAAGCUGGUGAUCAAACAUAUGAAAGCCGUAAGGACGCUACUGCGAACUUUGAUGAAAAUACCUGCAUAGAAAAUUCUGGAAAAGAAAAAUGUGACCGCUUGGAUCUAGAGCCGGGUGUUGACACGACUGAUUGUGCUUAUGAUAUUAACUUUUACCCAAAAUCAGGAAACAUACAAGAAGACUUCUUGAGUGACGAUGAAGAAGAGUAUGGCUACGAAAAUGACGUGGAUGAGGACGAUGACGAAGUUGGAACGAUUGAAAAAAACGAUGCCAUCUUUAACCGGUCGUUUCCGACCGUAGCACGACGAGACUCCGACGAUGACUGGGAAAGAAUUGCCGAUUCGGACUUCAGUUUGGAACGGUCCGUCUCGUUUCACUCGGAGCAUUUGGAAGACGACAAGGAGGACGUAGAAAUAAUUGAUAAUGCUAUGGAACGUGAAAUACCCGAAGCUGCAGCAGAAAGCAUUUGUUGUUUCACACCAAGACUUGGACCACUGCUGACAUCGAAUCACAUCAUUAAACCGCUUUUAGGUUUGCUGGUGAAAUGUUAUGUUGGCGUUGUUGGAUUGGGCGAUAAAGGAAUGCUGAUUGGGGACACUAAUGCUAAGUGGAUAUUGCGUUGUAUAAGGUCUUGUGCCGAAGUUUAUGGCGAAGCUGUUGUUGUUCAUCAGUAUUUGCCUUUUGUUAUGUCUAAGAUCAAUAUCUCGUCAGAGCACGUGAGUGUGAAAGGUGAAGCAAAUCUUGCUGGAGCGCUUGUUCUUGUCAGGGAAUAUAUUACUUGCAUUUCCCAAGAUUCAUUGCUGCAACAGUUUGAGAUGCUCUGUUAUCAAGCUCUGGAUCUGGUCCUUUGUUUAAUAUCGUCUGCGACGAUAACUUUUGCAAGCGAAGCUCCUGCGAGGACCUUCCUCGCCUUGCUCAUCCUCGAUAUUCUUCAAGUUGUAUGCGAAAUCUUUGAGCGACCUUCGGCCCAGGACCUUCUCUCGCCUCUGAUCGCCACAUUGUUUUCCUGUUUCGAAUUUGGUUCCACUCCUACGUCCCCAAACAAAGACAGCUCGCCAGGACAGCCUUGCGCGGACGAGAUACGCGAAACCUUCAACGCAUCGUUGGCGUAUAACUUGUACAUCACUCUAUGUAAAUGCCUCGGGGACACGUACAUGACAGCGACUUUGGAUAAGAACAACGAGAUGAUAUGGCAGUUGUGCUGUUCGGUAGACAAAGCAUUGUCUAAUCACACGCCGAAGGCAAUGACACCAACGGAUACAGAACCUAAACCGAAGCCGUUUGAUUCAGAAAGUAGCUACUUGGCUGAGCCAGAAACUCGAAAGGUUGCGAAGAGUGCUAGCCUCGAACGAAGUGAUGCUUUUCAACAGGAAAAAAGAGCAAAAACGACAUUUGUAUCGUCGAGACAACAUUUGACUGGGAACUGGUUGAAGUAUUGGAAGAGUCAUUUAGGAAAAAGAAAAAAGAUUGAUGGAGACUCGUUUUCACAACUGAAGCUUCAAACUUUCGCUGGACACAGUGACGUUGUGAAAGAUAUCCAUAUUCAGGACAGUGAACAUUUGUUUCUGUCCGCCAGCCGUGACAAAACUGUCAAACUGUGGCUACUCAAUAACCAUGGCGACGGAACUGGCCAAUCAGCGUGCUCCUGGACAACGUACGAUCAUCGUAAGCCAGUCUUUGCUGUUGACGUCAUAGACGUUAUGAGACAAGCAGUCUCGUGCGAUGGAUCUGUUCAUUUUUGGGACAUACCUACAGGGUCGUCUGUUCUUAAACUCAAGUUUCAGAAAAGCAAAGAAGCGGUUGCUAUGGCAACCCUGCCAUGCCCCAGUCCUUGCUUGGUCACUGGGAUGCAAAAUUCAACUGUCAGAUUCAUUGAUUCUCGUGAAGGUAACUUUGGACACACGUGGAAAGUAACCAGCAACGGCCUCGCAGGUAAUAUCCGAAGUCUGUGUGUUACGCAAGACGGUACGUCCAUGGCUGUCGGAUUCUCCAGUGGAUCUUUGUCAUUGGUUGAUCUUCGAGGAGGAAUUCUGACCAGGCAAUGGAAAGCACACGAGGCUGAAAUUAUACAGGUUAAACCGUACACAAAUUCAAGUUAUGUAACGUCAUCAUCGACACAAAAGAUGGAGUUAUGGGGAAACGAUGCUGUUUCGCUGUGUUCACUUCCCACUGUCACCGGCUCAGGGGAGACGAUUCAGAGCAUCCAAAUUCACGACAAGGUGAUCGUUUCGUUGGCUGGAAACAAUCGCAUAGCGUGGCAUACGUUCACUGAUAAAGAGCCAACGUAUACCCACCUUCGCCUUGGUAGUGAUGUUUUUAAGGGGAACAUGACAUGUUUUGGAGUUCUUCCACUAAAUAGAGGUUAUCUCCUGGGCAGUGACAAUGGUAACAUCACGCUGAUGGGAUAGAUCUUACAUCUAUAUAUUGCAUGUUAUGUCAUUGCGAUGUGAUUCGCGUUCCGCGUUUGUUGCUCCCUCGAUUUCAUUUUUCUUUUGAAAAAUUUUCCAACUAAGUUGAGACAGUCGUUUCCCGAUGAUCCAUCAGGAACGAUUUGAUUAUUUUUAUAUUCGUUUUAAAUUCGUAAUUGAAAUUUAUACAGAGUUUGUUCAAAUUUAUCACCAUAAAUCACCAGAAUGAUCUGCGAGGUAAAACGUCUAGUCCAGAACACACGGAUCUAAUCCUGAAUCUAAUCCUUCGAGUUUAGUAGUUUGAUAAGAGUUAAGGUCAGAUUUAGGAUUAUAUGCAGGAACUUUGCAACAAACAUUUUACAAUAACCAGCGUUUAUUCCAUGUGAUCUUUUAAAGCAAAUUGAAUCAAAAGUAAAUUAAGACCUCGAUAAAACUCCAUAGGAUUUCAUCGAAUGACAUUUAAUAAGAAAUAGAAAAUAUUUUCCGUGUUUCUAUACAGUUUUAGU
Molecule: messenger RNA, 4230 nt
Organism: Dendronephthya gigantea
Lineage: Eukaryota; Metazoa; Cnidaria; Anthozoa; Malacalcyonacea; Nephtheidae
Product: WD repeat-containing protein 81-like
Exons: 17
Coding region: 191-3724 (1177 amino acids)
Molecular function (GO): protein binding
Source: RefSeq, a predicted model, not a curated record